Molecule: messenger RNA, 734 nt
Organism: Drosophila sulfurigaster albostrigata
Lineage: Eukaryota; Metazoa; Arthropoda; Insecta; Diptera; Drosophilidae
Product: elongation of very long chain fatty acids protein F-like
Exons: 4
Coding region: 1-579 (192 amino acids)
Biological process (GO): fatty acid elongation, saturated fatty acid; fatty acid elongation, polyunsaturated fatty acid; sphingolipid biosynthetic process
Cellular component (GO): endoplasmic reticulum membrane
Molecular function (GO): fatty acid elongase activity
Source: RefSeq, a predicted model, not a curated record
AUGAUUUCGAAAUUAUUCGCCAUACUGGAUCUGCCCCCAGCUGAUCCUAUCGCAGCGAAGCUUCCACUUCUGGGAUCUGCUUGGCCCAUCUUGAUUAUACUUAUUAGCUACCUUUUCUUUGUCUUAAAAUGUGGCAAACUAUUUAUGGAGAACCGCCAACCUUUUAACAUAACUAAAAUAAUAAUUUGGUAUAAUCUAUUCCAAGUUAUUUAUAAUUUUCUAACUUUUUCUGCUGGAAUCUACGUCUUCUUCAUUAAACCAAUAUACAACUUGGAUUGCAUGCCAACUCUUGCUCUGGACCAUCCCAAUAAGAAUACUGAAAGAGCAUUAUCCUAUAUUUAUUUCAUCAAUAAGAUAAUAGAUCUUUUGGAUACCAUCUUCUUUGUGCUUCGAAAGAGUUACAAGCAGAUUACAGGACUGCACGUCUACCACCAUGUAGUGAUGAUCUUUGUCAUAUAUUGGGUGGUUAGAUUCUACGGAGUAGGAGCACAAUUUAUGGUCAUGGGACUCCUAAACACAUUUGUGCAUACCGUGAUGUAUUUUUAUUACAUGCUUUCUGCGAAAGUUUACAGUUCAUGAUUUCGUUGUCUGCUUCAUUAUUCAUUGUAAUGUUUACGAAUUUUUACAUUAAGACAUAUAACAAGGCUCGUCAACAGAAGCAGCAUUAAGAAUUCGGAAUUAUGAAUUGUAUAUAAUUUUAAACCAAUGUAAUUUUAAUAAAUGGGAAAAGAGUG